This is a messenger RNA of Pantherophis guttatus, 3327 nucleotides long. RefSeq names its product FASTK mitochondrial RNA regulator 3 (gene FASTKD3). Gene Ontology annotation, molecular function: RNA binding. Gene Ontology annotation, biological process: regulation of mitochondrial mRNA stability; mitochondrial RNA processing. The record is from RefSeq and is a predicted model, not a curated record. Lineage: Eukaryota; Metazoa; Chordata; Lepidosauria; Squamata; Colubridae. Gene Ontology annotation, cellular component: mitochondrial matrix; ribonucleoprotein granule.
AGUCCACCAGGCUUAAAGUUGCCAAGGUUGGAGACCCCUGCACUAAUGGGUUCUAUGGGUGAUAUGCUUUAUUAUUUGUUGCUGCUGCCGGAGGGGUGGUCUACACCAGUGGUCACCAACUGGUGGUCCGUGAGAAAAUUUUGGUGGUCCGCAAAAAAAUUAUUUGCAUUUUUUUAUAUUGCACUAAAUCAGGGAUCCUCAAACUACGGCCCCAUGACCGGAUACGUGCAAUGAACGUUUGGGUUGCUGCAGAGAGUCUUUCUGCAGAGAGUCUUUCGGGGUCUUUUUGUUCAAGUUGGAGGGGGGCAGAAAUUCUGAUUUGGGGUCUGCUUCAGUCUCCUGCUGUGGGGCUUUGGGCAAAGGCUGGAGGGAAGUUGUGCUGGUGGCAAAAAGGCGGAGGGCCUUGUACCAAUGGGACUGCAUCAUGGCCUGGAAUUGACUGACCAUCUCAGCCAGCUGAGCCUCAAGGUGACGGUACCUGGCCUUGCAUUCCCACAGGUCUUCCCUCUGCUUGGAAAGCCUAUGCUCGUAGUCCUCAGUGAGGUGCUUCUGCUGAGCCUCCUUCUCGGUCAGAUCCAAUUUGAACUAAGCCAGCUGUUUUGCCAACUCUUUCUUGUGGUGGCUGCUUAGCUCCAACAACUGCUUCCUGUUGGGGCCCUAAGGAGCCCGGGCGGGAAGGUGAGGAGUGACUGGCAGGGGAGGGGUGAGUAGAGGCAGACAAGGCACCCCUCGAUGUGAGUGACAUAGAGUUGGCCACGCCCACCCAGUCACAUGACCACCUAGCCACACCCACCCAGCCGGUCAUUAGGCAGAUCAUAUUAGUUGUCUGUGGGAUUUAAAAUUAUGAAUUUAGUGGUCUCUGAGGUCCAAAAGGUUGAGGAUCCCCGGUCUACACCGUCGCCCUUGUGUGAGAGCAGCAACUUUGCUGAUUUCCUUUCCCAGCUGCAAUAAAAGGACCGUUCUGGGGACAGCAGUUUGCCACUUUCCUCCUCCUUUCUACCUUGAGGACCCAAGAAGAACGCAUUGGCCAAGGAGUAGGAAAGAGCUCACAGUAGUCAUAUUUUACAUAAAAGGUCUUGAGCUUGUAAUUGAUGUUUACAAAAAAUUAUACAAUUUACAUUUGCAAUUAUUUAUGUAUUGCAUUUUGCAUAAUUGAUAUAUUUUUUUUUUUACCAUCGCAAUACCGACGGAGCAGGAUUGAAAUUUCUUCCUUGGCAGCUGGACGUCUUAUCCAGCUAUGGCAAUGUCAGCUGCCAAGCUAAGAUGGCUUUUAUGAUUGUCAGGUCUUUCCACAUAUAUGUUCCGAAUAUACAAACAUGCAAACAAUUGCUAACUGGAAGCAGAGCCUUCAGCCAUUUCUGUCAGAAAAUGAGGCAAUUCCCAGUCGGCUACUUUGAUUCUUCUAUAUUGGAAAACCGAAGAGAGUUCCUGUGCACUUCAUGUAGAAACUACCAUGUGAAACUAAAAAAUCAUACUAGCCCUGUUGUGGAAACAAUACAACAUCUUGGAGAGGCCAAUAACAAUUUAAAAUCUAAUAGCAAGACAUUAGGUGAACAGAUAUUUUUGAAGGAAUUGAACCAAUGGUCUUCAUACAAAGAUAUUUUCAAAUUCGUGAGUACUUUGGAUAAUUUAUCUGACACCAUGGUAGCAGCUAUCUUUCAGCGAUUGGGUGAAGUCCAGCUACAGGACAGCUUAAUAAAAAGUCCCGAGUUGCUGAUGGAAAAUGAUAUGUUCAAAUCACUUUGCUUGCGGUUGGAAAAAGAAUCUACACAUUUAUCUGACUCUGCUCUUGUAAAUUCUCUAAAUGCUUUGACAAAGUUGCACGUGGAUCCUUGCAGUUCCUUGAUGGUUUGCUUGGUGUCAGAGAGCCAACAACGUCUUGAUAAGGGACAAAUGACUAUACAAAAUUUGUGUAUUCUUGGAGAAGGUUUAUUUAAUCUUGGAGGAUCAGAACAUGCUAUGCUGGAACAAAUUAUGAAUCAAAUUCAGAGUACAAAUGUUGAGGACUGGAAGAUUGAAGAAAUGGUCCUGGUAUACAGAACUCUGCAGCUGUGUGUAGGUAGAAAAAUGAACCUGUUCCAGAACCUGUUAAGCAAAAUGAACAGUUUUGCAGAGAUGGAAGGUUGCCAGUUCACUCCCAAACAGACAAGUACAGUGUUAAGUGCGCUGGUUGUUUUAGAUGAAACCCAAGUCAAUAACUUGAUAAUAAAACUUUGUAAGCAUGCAUCAUGUUAUAUCCCAUACUUUACAGAUGAUGAAAUGAUAAAUGUGCUGGAAGCAUUCAUUCAUUUCAGAUGCUCUGACCAGGGUUUCACAGAGGCGCUAGAAAGACAUGUUACUAAAUUUGCCUUUGUGAUGCAUCCCAACACAAUUUCCAAAACCAUGCAGUACUGCAGUACACUCUGCAUUCUUUCCAAACCCAUAUUCAAUGCAGUGGCAGAAACCUUUGUCUACAGUGCUGAUAAUUUCACCGUUUCUCAGAUUGUUGAGCAGGUUGUUCCAUUUGGGAAGCUCAACUAUUUGCCCCCGUCUGCUCCAUCUUUCUUCCGGCAGGUUGAAAGGUUCGUUAGUAUGCGACUUUCUGAAUUUGAGCCUCAUGAACUUCUGAAACUUCUUCAUUCAUGCAUUCUCAUUAAAUGCUACCCGCUAAAUUUUAUGGAAAAACUGUUCAGCCCCUUUUUUCUGCAAGAAUUGCAAGCUGAAACACCAAGAUCGAAGAUUCUUUCUCAAUUGACUCAGCUGUUUUUAACCAUUCAACUGGAGUGUCCAUACUAUAAGAAGCCCUGGCUAUCCCUAGACUACCAAGUCAAGUCCUUUUACACUAGAUGUGAGUCAUUAGAAUCCAAGGUUGAUCUUCAUCUUUUCAACAGAGUGAAGGCUGGCAUGAUUGACCUCUUAGGGAGCCAAAAAUAUUUUGUCUAUAAUGUUCUGACACCAUAUCACUACACUAUAGAUAUUGAGAUUAAGCUCAACGAAGAAGGAUUUGUACUACCAGUCAACGCACAUGAUGAGAUAUACGAAAGAAUAGCUCUCUGCAUUGAUGAUGAAAAGAGAUUUUGUGCUAAUACUCACAAUCUUCUUGGGAAAGAAUCCAUUAAGCAAAGACAUCUGAAGCUCAUUGGUUAUGUGGUUGUACAGAUCCCAUUUUUUGAGUUUAACCCACUGGACAACAAAAAUGAUGUAGUGGAAUACCUACACAAGAAAGUAUUUCCUAACUUUUAUAGCUUCCAUGAAAAUAAAGCUGAAUCCAAAUAAAUGUAUAUGAAGGCUAUUGUUGAUUUUGUGUUUGAGAAAUUAAGAUUUAAAUAAACCCAGUGUUUUAUCCUA